This is a messenger RNA of Loxodonta africana (African savanna elephant), 2291 nucleotides long. It is a transcript of the gene ANXA6, whose product is annotated as annexin A6. Gene Ontology annotation, molecular function: calcium channel activity; calcium ion binding; actin filament binding. The transcript has 26 exons. Lineage: Eukaryota; Metazoa; Chordata; Mammalia; Proboscidea; Elephantidae. The record is from RefSeq and is a predicted model, not a curated record. Gene Ontology annotation, cellular component: focal adhesion; cytoplasm. Bases 152 to 2173 code for a protein of 673 amino acids. Gene Ontology annotation, biological process: growth plate cartilage chondrocyte differentiation; neural crest cell migration; plasma membrane repair.
CGCCCCUGCAUUGCGGCUGCUGCUGCUGCUGCUGGGCUAACGGGCUCCGACCCAGCGAGCUCGGCGUUGGCGCGUCCGUCUGUCGGUCCGUCUGCCAGUCCGCGAGAAGAAGCCUCCGCCGCGCGUGUUUUCUGUUAAAGAAUCUGAGACCAUGGCCAAACCAGCACAGGGUGCCAAGUAUCGGGGCUCCAUCCAUGACUUCCCGAACUUUGACCCCAGCCAGGAUGCCGAGGCUCUGUACACCGCCAUGAAGGGCUUUGGCAGUGACAAGGAGGCCAUACUGGAGCUGAUCACCUCCCGGAGCAACAGGCAGAGGCAGGAGAUCUCCCAGAGCUACAAGUCCCUUUAUGGCAAGGACCUCAUCGCUGACUUGAAGUAUGAGCUGACAGGGAAGUUUGAACGACUGAUUGUGGGCCUCAUGAGGCCACUUGCCUAUUGUGAUGCCAAAGAAAUUAAAGACGCCAUCUCAGGCAUUGGUACCGAUGAGAAGUGCCUCAUUGAGAUCUUGGCUUCCCGGACCAAUGAGCAGAUCCACCAACUGGUUCAAGCAUACAAAGAUGCCUAUGAACGGGACCUGGAAGCCGACAUCAUUGGCGACACCUCUGGUCACUUCCAGAAGAUGCUCGUGGUCCUGCUGCAGGGCACCAGGGAAAAUGACGAUGUGGUGAGCGAGGACUUGGUCCAGCAGGACGUCCAGGACCUGUACGAGGCGGGAGAACUGAAAUGGGGAACAGAUGAGGCCCAGUUCAUUUACAUCUUGGGAAAUCGCAGCAAGCAGCAUCUUCGGUUGGUGUUUGAUGAGUAUCUGAAGACCACGGGGAAGCCUAUCGAAGCCAGCAUCCGAGGGGAGCUGUCCGGGGACUUUGAGAAGCUUAUGCUGGCUGUGGUGAAAUGCAUCCGGAGCACCCCAGAGUAUUUUGCCGAAAGACUCUUCAAAGCCAUGAAGGGCCUGGGGACCCGGGACAACACCCUGAUCCGCAUCAUGGUCUCCCGUAGUGAGCUGGACAUGCUGGACAUCCGGGAGAUAUUCCGGACCAAGUAUGAGAAGUCCCUCUACAGCAUGAUCAAGAAUGACACCUCUGGCGAGUAUAAGAAGGCCCUGCUGAAGCUGUGUGGGGGUGAUGAUGAUGCUGCUGGCCAGUUCUUCCCGGAGGCAGCGCAGGUGGCCUAUCAGAUGUGGGAGCUUAGUGCAGUCUCCCGAGUAGAGCUGAAGGGAACUGUGCGCCCGGCCGGUGACUUCAACCCAGACGCAGAUGCCAAAGCACUGCGGAAGGCCAUGAAGGGGCUUGGAACUGAUGAGGGAACCAUCAUCGACAUCAUCACACACCGCAGCAAUGCUCAGCGGCAGCAGAUCCGGCAGACCUUCAAGUCUCACUUUGGCCGGGACCUAAUGGCUGAUCUGAAGUCUGAGCUCUCCGGAGACCUGGAGAGGCUGAUUCUGGGGCUCAUGAUGCCACCCGCCCACUACGAUGCCAAGCAGUUGAAGAAGGCCAUGGAGGGAGCUGGCACAGAUGAAAAGGCUCUCAUUGAAAUCCUGACCACUCGGACCAAUGCAGAAAUCCGGGCCAUCAAUGAAGCCUACAAGGAGGACUAUCGCAAGUCCCUGGAAGAUGCUCUGAGCUCAGAUACAUCUGGCCAUUUCAGGAGGAUCCUCAUUUCUCUGGCUACGGGGAACCGUGAGGAAGGUGGAGAAGACCGGGAUCAGGCCCGGGAAGACGCACAGGUGGCUGCUGAGAUCUUGGAAAUAGCAGACACGUCCAGUGGAGACAAAACUUCAUUGGAGACGCGUUUCAUGACCAUUUUGUGCACCCGUAGCUAUUCGCACCUCCGGAGAGUCUUCCAGGAGUUCGUCAAGAUGACCAACUAUGAUAUAGAGCACACCAUCAAGAAGGAGAUGUCUGGGGACGUUAGGGACGCGUUUGUGGCCAUUGUUCAAAGUGUCAAGAACAAGCCUCUCUUCUUUGCUGACAAACUUUACAAAUCCAUGAAGGGCGCCGGCACGGAUGAGAAGACCCUCACCAGAAUCAUGGUCUCCCGGAGUGAGAUUGACCUGCUGAACAUCCGGCGGGAGUUCAUUGAGAAAUAUGACAAAUCUCUUCACCAAGCCAUCGAGAGCGACACCUCCGGAGACUUCCUGAAAGCUUUGCUGGCUAUCUGUGGCGGUGAGGACUAGGACCUCCAGCUUUGGUGGGCAUCUCUGCUGAGAACAGUCAGCAGCCCCAGCCGCCAUGACCAAGACUGAUUGCUCCAGCUCCAGAGACUACGGAAGGGGCAGGGUUGGAGGGAAGGGG